Sphaerulina musiva SO2202 is the source of this 4068-nucleotide messenger RNA. RefSeq lists its product as uncharacterized. The transcript has 3 exons. The record is from RefSeq and is a predicted model, not a curated record. NCBI's taxonomy places the organism in Eukaryota, Fungi, Ascomycota, Dothideomycetes, Mycosphaerellales, Mycosphaerellaceae. The coding region runs from base 1 to 4068 and encodes 1355 amino acids. Gene Ontology annotation, molecular function: protein binding.
AUGAUCGACGAAGAUGCCGUGGACGACGAGCACGACGAUGAGGCCUCGUCUGGCAUGGACCUGUCCGAGCCCAGCCGUUCCGUGACACCUACAUCCCCCAAUGCGACUGCUGCGCAAGCCACAGUCGCUCCGAACCACGCCGGAAGCAAGAAGCGCAAGCUCAGUGAUGCUGAUGGUAUUGCCGAUGGCGUUGCUAAAGAUCUAGCUGAUGAGCAGACUAAGAAGUGCAAGCUAUCAGCCGACAAAUUCUCGCGUUCCCCAGUCGUCCCAUCCAACAAGAACAUGUCCGUCUCCGAAGCACUGUGUCAGUCUCCCGCUGUUUUGCAGCUGAUAUUCACUCAUUUGCCGCCCGCAAUGCUCUGUCGUUGUUUGCGCGUCUGCAAACAAUUCAACCACCUGUUGACAGGAGCCAGAGCGCCCCAGGGAAAACAGAAAGCUAAGUCCGCAGCUCGGAUUGUGGAUAGCGAGGCAAUCUGGGUACGUUCUAGGAAAACGUACUUUCCACAAUUGCCACGCCCACUCAGGAACCGGACGGAGCUGCAAAUGCUGCAAUUGGUAGGUGGCCGGGCCUGCCAGUUUUGUCGAAGACCUCCAGUCCCUCUGUCUGCCCCGUCCAUCUUCAACGGUGGCCCGGGAACAAAGGGCGUGCGCGUGCUUUUCCCAUUUGGCGUCAGGACAUGUGGCUCAUGUAUCGAACCACUGGUGCGAAAGGAUGUUCACGCUCUUGCUGAGCCAGUCGCCGCGCGUCUGCGAAUGGGGAUAACGUAUGCCUUUCGUAACGACGAGCUUCAUUAUAUGACAGAGACUGUGCGCCAGGCAUUUUCCAGCUUUCCAGAGACCACGAGAUUCUCCAAGGUGUACUACCACCCCGAUCUGGUGGCUAUCGAGCACGAAGAGAAAGAUGCUCAACAGUUGGGAGAGGGUGCCUACGACGAGUGGCGCAAAGGUCUCUACAACAGAGGCCGGAGUGCCAUGGCGGACUGUGCGCGCUGGGAAAACUGGGAAACUGGCGUGCGUCUCGGCGCGAACCUCGCGCAGGUGCUCAGGGAGUAUGACUUGUCCUCUUUUCCGCUCCAUGUGAAGGCGACCCAGAGUAGUUCUGCCCACGCAAAAGCAGCCCACGCGGGCCUAAUUUUGCCAAUCACAGGACCGCAUCCUCUUCCUGAGCCCGUGCACGUUUUUAACAACGGAAACCAGCCCUCGUUUCCAAUGCAUCAGCAGCUUGGUAGACCUGCACCUCAGCAACACCCAUUGCCAUUUCCGCCUGCGCUCCCACUCCGCCCGCUGGUAUACCCCGUUGUCAAUCAGCCUCAGCAGAGAAUGGCGCGCAGUCUACAGGAGGUGGAGAGCGCUCGCCAGGCGCGCAAGGCCGACAUCGAGCGACGGUGCAGUGCGCUCGAGCCGCCACUGGAGCCUGCUGUCCUACAACACAUGGAGUCGUUCCAAGCCGCGAUGCAGAUCACCACUCCCCUGACUGACGCCGCAUGGGACAUGCUCAAGCCGAGAAUUCUUGCCCAGAGAGAGGCUGCCGAGCUCGCGGAGCACGCCAGAGCAUCACAGCUGGCCGCAUUGCAGGCUGCCGUACCAUUGCACUGGCCCGACGACAUCAUAUCUCGACCAGCAAAGGAGAUGUAUGACCGUGGUUACGAAGACGCUCAGAUGCCGCUCCGCAAGCGACUUGGUGAGUAUGCCGACGACAUCACCAAUGGCCAAUGGGGCGGCGGUAAGAUGCUCGAUCGCGACAACGUUCCCAUUUUCGCCAUUCACGUUCUAUCCCAUGUGCACCAGCGAUACGAGGAGGACAAGCAGCUUGGUCUGCUGUCCGAUCUCGAGCCUGUCGCAAACAAGCCAGGUACCACCCAGGGAUCUCCUUCUCCCACGCCAUUCCUCUCUUUGGAUAACAUGAAAUGGGUCUACGACCACAAGGUAAGACUGUUCACGGACACGCACCGGAAAGAGCUCUUCAUCUGUGCUGGAUGCGACGACAAGCGGCCCAAGUGGUUCGCUUUUGAAGGUUUAGUACAGCAUUAUGGUGCAAAACAUACCUCGGAAUUCAGCAGGGGAAACAUCAUCGUGCACUGGCAGACUGCCAAGUGGCCCGACAAACCUCCCUUUCACACGAACCCAGCACAAUGGUUCAAGCAUCGCCCGAGGCACGCGCCUGUCCCCGGAGGGGACACUCGUGACCAGUAUUCUCCGGCCUCCUUUCCUGGUCAGAAUGGCUACGACGCGGGGUUCCUGUCGCAGUACGCUUCGAUGGGAGUUGGCAACACAGUGCGACAAGUGAACGGUACCGCCAGCGAGGAUGAUUGGCAGCACAUUAAGCUGGCAACCGAUGCGCGCGAGAUCUGGGAUGCUCUAGAUGGCAUCAAGGACUUACUCGAAUGCGUGAAAGUGCAGACUGUCCUUCACCAUGCUGUGGCCAAAUUCAGUGAUCACUAUCAUUACAAGCCAACGCUGGAUCUGUUGACAGUUGCUCUCGCGAGUCAUAAUGUGACGCGUCCACUGAGGAAUGUCACGGGUCUUGCCUGCAAGUCCUGCGUUGCAGUUGGACAACACUCCCACAGCAACUCCUACUGGACCCGAAUCAGGGGCAUCAAGCUUCUCAGUACUUCUCAUUUGAUCACACACUUCGAGCUCAUGCACCAGGCUCACGAGAAUGCGGGGCCUCUCGACUGGGUCAAAGAAAUGAUCGAAUUGCCCGAGAAGCAGAGUCUCAAGGAGCUGUUGCACACUCCAGGAAUGGACGAUAACAAGCUAGCCCUGAUCGCCGCUGCUCUGCCAGCAGGGACGUUCCCAAUGCCAUUGCCAGUGAUUGGUCAUGUCACUGAGAAGAGGAAGAAGUCGAGUGUGAGCGACGAGGCAUCAUUCGAGAACCUGAUCGUGCGCAAAAAGCCCAAGAAACACAGCAAGAAACUUCAGAAGGCUAGUAAUAGCUUGCUAGGCCGGGAUGGGUCACAAGAGACUCUGCCGGAGGUGAAAGAAGAGGAGUACGAUCCGUUGCGACCUGCUCUGAUACCAGCGCGAAAAUGGGAUCCCGCGCUAUUUGACACAGAUGCACGCAAGCCACCGGAACCAGUGGCGCCUGUCACGCAAGCUCCCCCACAGGAGUUCACGUUCAAUCGCGAGACGAUCGCCAUGCCGGAAAAAAACAACCCGACUCCCGCUCUGGACCGAGCAACACGCUGCCCAUCAGUUGGACGGGCCCACGCUGCAUCGACCACCCAGACACCUUUGGCUGCGCCGAAUAUAACGCCAGAUGGCCAACCAGACAUUGCCGCUAUCAUUGCUGCCCUCACUGCUGGAAGACACUCGGUUCUUGCUGCCCCCACUGCUCCGGGACAAGCAGCUGCUUCUCCUGCUCCCCCAGGCGAGAGCUCUGGCAUUGCGCACGACCAGUCAUUUGCGGAGGCGCACGGCAGAGAUCCGCGCGAGCUACAAUCCGGCGGACAGACUGAUGCUUACGCGCCAGCACCACGGUACUUUCCAACUCAGCAGGCCCAUCCGCAACCGGCAGCUGUUCCCAGUGUGCAUGAGCUGCAAGCAGCACUUUCUCACAAUCAUUGGCAAUACGAGCAGAACCAUCACCAUUCCGGUACGGCGCGUGCGUACUCCACUGGCCCUCAGCCUCAGCAACACCGACCUCCACCUCAGCCUGUCCCGCAGUAUCAAUUUGUGUAUGAAGAAGAUCGCCCGUACAGCCAGGCAGUCCCAUACGCGGCGAAUUACAGAGAAGCUCCGUCGCCGCAGUAUGUACAGGUUCCGAGACAUCAGUACGCGCCACAUGGCUACCAUUAUGAAGUGCCCGUACCACAAACUAUCUACGUGGACCAGGAUGGCCGACGAUUGAUUCCUAUCGAUGCGGCUCCCGCCCCAGUACAGUACUUCUCCAACCGUUACGAACAGCAGCAUUACGUCAGACCGGUUUACACGAGUGCGGUGCCGCAGCCAGCUGUACAGGCUGUGUACGACGACCGGCGUCCCGUGUACUACGAACGAACAGCCAGCGUCAUACCACCACGGUACGCAUAUGACGAUCGCGCGUCUGUGGGACGCUCUGAAAAUUGA